UCAAUCGUAUUUCACAUCACUUGUGCACACUCAUCAGAUUCAUCGCAGUUGUUACGUGAAAAAGUUGUCAAAGGCUGAUUUUGUUUUAGUUUAAAAAGUGCUCAAUAAUCAUUUUUCACUGCAUUCAAGUGCGUUAAACGAAGUGUACAAAUGUAUUAAUAUAAAAAGCUUACCAAUUGCAAUUUAUUGUGAAUCGUGAUACGGAUUACAACAGGGUAACUACAGGAGUUUCAAGAGGAAAGCCUGCAAUUAUGGAGCAUGUAUUGCAAUCGUAUCCGGAGGAUGCACGCCGUAUUGGCGAAGAAUAUUUAUCGAGUUUAACGGAUUUGAAUUGCAAUAGCAAGCCACUCAUCAAUAUGCUCACCAUGCUAGCCGAGGAGAACAUUAACUAUGCCCAUGUCAUUGUGCGCGUGGUGGAAUAUCACAUCAGCCAGGUGCCGCCCGAAUUCAAAUUACCUAUACUUUAUUUAAUUGAUUCGAUAAUAAAGAAUGUGAAAAGCAGCUACGUUCAGCUGUUCGGGCAAUGCAUAGUCAAUAUAUUUCUCAACGCCUUCGAAUCGGUGCAACACUCCCCAUCGCAGGUGCUGGAAAAAGUGCGUGAACGCAUGUAUUUACUGCGGCAGACAUGGAACGAUGUGUUUCCUGCAUCUAAAAUGUAUGCGCUGGAUGUCAAGGUCAAGCGUUUAGAUAACAAUUGGCCCAUCACGGCCAAACCAAGUCAGCCCAAUAAAAUACACGUUAAUCCCGCCAUACAUGUCAAUCCUGAUUUUCUUAAGACGGGCAUGGUGUCUAUGCCCGUAAAUUCGGCGCUGCCCAGCGACAUGGAGGAGAUAUUGCAGGCGAAAACACGUGAGCUGCUGGAGCUGAAGAAGCGCAAGUUGGAACUCGAAUUGGAGCAGACUAAAAUGCAUUUAAAGGAGCAGGAACGUCAACUAAGCCAAGCAGCAGAUGCGAUAGCGGUAACGCCCAUGACAGCUGGUAUACCCGCUCCAGCAGCUGUACUACGUCCACCAGGCAUGGAGACAAGUUUGCCUCCACCCAACUAUCCUAGCGCCAUGCAGCCUGUGCGUCCAGGCGUGCCUGCUGCACCAGGAGUUGGCCAACCGCCUUUUGUCAACAAGCCAAAGGUACAUCCGAUUAAUCCAGCUAUGCUUAAUUCAGUACGUCAGCGCGACCCACGACUGGCUCGUCAAAUGCAGCCGCAACAGUCAGCACAAAUGGCAGCGCCCAUGCGUGCAGUCGAUCCACGUCUGGAGGCCCACAAAAGCGGCAACUCAUCCUCCUCAACAGUACAUAAAUCUAGUCGUUCACGCAGCAAGUCUCCAUUGCGCAACACAGGCAACAGAUCCUCCAAACUGAGCAACAGUAGCAGUGGCAGCAAUAAUAAUCACGGCUCCGCCAGCAGCAGUCGCAAGCGCAGCGAGUCAAAGAGCUCAACAGCGUCAAGCUCAUCCUCUGGCUCAGAUUUCAGACACAAGAAUAGUAGCAGCAGUGUCUCGCCUGUUAAACGCUCGUCCAGCUCACGCGACAAGCAUUCAUCUGGCAAGGAGUAUACACACAAUGGCAACUCGCCAGCAAGCAACAACAAACGCAAGAGUAGCUCACCUGCAAGCUCACCAACCAAGUCAAAGCGAAAUGCCACACAAAAAUCCACGAGUCGCAACAAAUCGAGUGGCUCAAGCAGUGCGCGCUCCCGCAGUCGUUCACCUAUCUACAGGGACGUGGACAUGCGUAGCGUGGAGCGCAGCAAGUCGCCAGAGGCAACAACAUCAUCAGCGGCAGUUGUUCCAGUUCCAAUUACAGCAGCAGCAACAGCAACGUCAACAUCAACUGCAACAGCACCUUCAGCAAAUGAUUUAGAGAAACCGCAUUUAUCAACAGCAACACUGCUAGCAGCAUCAGCAGCAGCACCAACAACAAUUGCAGCAACAGCAGGCACAAUCCCGGCCAGCAUUAGGCAAUCAUCUCCAGCGCCUACUUCAACGGAUCUACUGACACAGUCUGUUGGCGAGAAGCGAUCGGCUACACAGCUGCCUCCGAAUGUGGACACGGAUGAGGAUGAGGAUAAGCUUCAGCAACCGCAGCAGAAGCGCAGUAAAUCAGCCAAACUAGAUGCACUCUUUGGCAGCGAGGAUGUGGACUUACGUCGCGAGCUGCCUGCCAAGUCAAAUCAAAAUAUUCUCGUGCCUGGUAACGUAAUUGUUGUCGAGGAUGAUUCCAUGGACAAUUGGGAGGCCAACAAACAAAUCACCAAGUCACCUUUGUCGCCUGUGAAGAAACCCACACUGGAUGAGCUGCGUGCCAAGCUGGCAAAGACUGCGCGACACAACAACAAACAGCAGCAACACCAGUCUAAGCCAGACAAAUCUAAAGAAUAUCCAGUGACGCAACGGCUUAAACAGCUGUCAUCAGAUCUAAAAGUCAGCGAUGAUUCGCAGGAGGCACACGACGAAAAGAUGCGUACAAUUCUAAGCCAGGCACAGGAAAUGUUCGAGAAUCAUAGCAUGAAUCCAGAGCAAUACAAGGAGCUAGUCAGUAAAGUAGUGGUCAUGAAUGAGAGCAGCAAACUGAAGGAUCGGCGACGCGAGUCAGCUGCAGAUGAUGAGGAUUUGGAGCGUAAUGCAGCGAGGGAUGCAGUGUUACGAAAACGGAUACCCAAGCUGAAGGGCAAUGAAAAUCAGGCGUCCAGUUCGCCACGUAGUGAUGGAGAGCCACAGCAGCAACAGCUGUUACCGAUGCUCGACAAGCCACAACAACAGCAGCAGUCUUCUAAGCAGCUUAAAAACAAGCGCGAUGGCAAGAGACGCAAGCCCAGCAAAUGGGGCGAGCAAGUGGAUCCAGCUGCAGCACAGCGAGCUGCCUGGCAAUUGGCGCAAAACAACAACAACAAUAACAACGGGAAACGAAAUGCGGCAACUGGUAGUGGAAAUGUUGGCUUUCGUGGCAUGCCCUGGCAGCAUCCGCCAUUAGUUAUGUCACAAACAGCUGUGCCACCACCACCGCAACCACCCUCCAUGCUAACACUGCCGCCAGUGACAACGGUUAACAUAACCAAGGCCAUUAAUUCAUUGGACAAUCCGAUGGCAGAUGUGGUACGUAGCAUAACGAUCGAUGGAGGGAGCAAGGAAAUACGUUUCUACAAUCAAGUGGCUAUCAUAUUUAUGGAUGGCGAUGAGCCGCAUGAGAUCGGCUUCCAGCACGGACAGCGUGCCAUCUACAUUGAUCACAAUGAGCAGCCGCUAGCGCUCAGCUUCAAUGAUGACUACAAACCCUUUCAGUUGGAUGGGCAGCUGCAUCGCAUACGUUUCGGCCAUCCAUCACGAGAGCUAUACAUCGAUGAUCAUUGGUAUGAGAUAUAUUUUGGUGGACCACCUGUUUCACUGCCUAUCGGCAAUAAGUUGCAUGUGCUGAAGGCGGAGGGGCCGCCACCAAAUGUGGAUAUUGGUCGCGUGCGUCGAGAUUUAGUUGUCGGCAAAAUCAACAUGAUUGUCGAUGCACACACAAUUGUGCCCCUAUUUCUCGACGGCCGCCAACAAACGUUCCAUUUGGGCGCCGAACAGCACUCGCUGCAAUUUGUGGAUAGUUUUCUUUAUGGAUUGUUAGAUGGACAGUUGCAAAAGCUGGAAUAUGGCGGAUUGCCCAAAAGCAUGAAAUUGAAUGGCGGACGUAAUUGUUUCAUACGCUUUGGUACGCUGCCCAAGGGUGUGCAAGCAGGGAAGGCACACGUCCAAGAUAUGGUGUACAUUAAGACUGAGGCGCCAGCGGAACCGCCACAGCCGCCGCCAGUGCCAGUGCCUGCAAUGCCAACUGUACCAGCCGUAGCAGCAACGCUCGAGCAGCCAGCAACUGUUGCAGCUACCGGCGUAGCAACAAAUGCUGCCCCAGCUGUACCUUUGCCGGGAACAGCAGCAGCUGCUUUAAGCAAUCUCAACAUUGAUGAGCUCUUCCAGAAGCUCGUCUCUUCUGGCAUAAUUGCUGGCAGCAGCAGCGCUGUCAAUGUACCUGCUUUGGAUACCAACUCUAAUUCUAGCAGAGAGGCGACAGCAACAACAGGAGCAACGGUAGCAGCUACAGUACCUGCAACACCUGCAACAUCUGCACCUGCCCCUGCUCCAGCCGAGCCCAUUAAGCGCAUUGAUCUGCAGAAACCCGACACAAUUAAAACUCGUCAGUCAGCCGUGAUAGCCAGUUUGUAUUUGGGCAUGCAGUGCAGCAGCUGUGGCGUACGCUUCCCACCGGAGCAGACCAUCAAGUAUAGUCAGCAUUUGGAUUGGCAUUUUCGUCAGAAUCGAAGAGAACGCGAUUCAACACGCAAACCAACGUCCAGGCGUUGGUUCUAUGAUCUCAAUGAUUGGAGGCAAUACGAGGAAAUCGAAGAUGUCGAAGAGCGUGAAAGGAAUUUCCUCGAAGCUCAGGGUCAACAAUUGGGACCAGAUUCCAUCGAUGAUGUGUCCCAGCAACGUUCUCUCAAUUCACCUGUUCCUAGCUGUGCCGCUGGAGCGGCUGAUUUGGAUCGCAGCUGUGACAUGUGCCAUGAGAAAUUCGAACAGUUCUACAAUGAAGAGCUGGAAGAAUGGCAUCUACGCUCAGCCAUACGCGUAGACGAUAAGAUAUAUCAUCCGCUAUGCUACGAAGACUACAAAACUUCGCUUAAUCCACCUCCAGUUGUCGACAAUGAUGCUACAGUAAAUGGCGAUCUGGAUAUGCUAAAUGCUAGCGAUGACAAUGCCAUGGAUACGUUGAUCAAGCUGGAGGAUGAAUCAGAUAAUGUCAAAAAGACAUCAAGCACGCUGCUGGCUGACGAAGAUGAUGAUGAUGAUGUCAUUGUGCUGCCCAAUGAGGAGCCAAGCGUUACAGAAAUUGUCGAUGACGACGAUGAGGAAUACGUACCAAUUGCUGUGACAGCCGCAGCAGAGACAGAUCUUUCUAAGGAGAAGCCAACAACCAGCGAACAAGAAGACCAAGAGCCAAAGCCUUCGAAUGAGCAGCAGCUAGAUAAGGAAAGAGUGGCAGAGAAUGCCAAUGAAUCAGAUGUGGAAAUACAAGAGCCAAACAUUCCCUUUACCGAUCUGGACAACUAUGUAGAAAAGGAGCCAGUGUCGAUGCUCAAUGUAAAAAUCAAAGAGGAGCCGAAAGAUGACGACGAUGAAGAUGAUGAUGAUGGCUUUGAGGAUGUGGGCACAGUAGUGCAACUGCUGCCACUGCCAGAAGAUGAAAUAUCCAUAUUAAGCAGUGAAACGCUAACACAUACCAUCGAUUCGACUGCAUCACCAGCAACGCUGGAGCGUCCGGCCUCAGUGACAUCUCUCUCAUUGCCAGCCAAUGACGAUGAGCUGGAACUGGAGUCAAAUGCUGCAGCUGCCAACAGCGAGGCCGAUUUUAAUGGUGAGAAUCCGCAGGAGACGCAUAAUUUAAGUGCAGCGGGGCCGGCACCGGCGUUACCUUUGGCUAGCAUAGUUAAUAAAAUAAAAAUAAAUAUCACUAAGAAUACAAGUAGUAAUAGUCAUAAUAGUGCCUCAACAACAACAACAACAACGGACUCGCAAGUGUCGGCUAUAAGCGUCAUUGGCGCCACGGGAAAUGCCGAUCAGCAACAGCAGCAGCAGCAGCAGCAAAAUUCCAUUCAAACUAUUUCCACUAUUCCUGUGCUGUGUGGAGGCAAUACGUUUGUACCGAAGAUUGCCACAAGCAGCAGCAGCAACAGCAGCAGCACAAAUGCACCGCCUGCCAACAUUAGCUGCAUUUCCGUAAUUGGGAGCAGUUACGGCAGCAGCACCAGCAACAACAAUAACAACAGUUCACGUGUCCCUGCAGCAACAACAACAGCAGCGACAACGGCAUCAGCAACAUCCCAGCCAGCAGCUGUCAGCGGUAUGGGGGCGACAACACAAAAGUCGAUUACCCCACCACCACCCGCUGCAGUCGAAGCUGAGCCGGAGCCUGUUAUCGAACUGAAGCCGGCGCUGCGGCAGGCGACGCUUAAGAAAACGAAGAAAGUUCAAAAUGGCGUCGAAACGUCGGGCCUGUGCUCGAUCAUGUAGAAAGAGAGAGUGUGAGAGGGCACAUGCAUAUUAUUCCUAAUCUCACUUAAUGUGUGUUUUUCUAUAUAAUUAGCAAUCUUAAAAUUUUAAUUUAGAACGUUACUUAGUUUUAGGCAAUUUACGGACGCGCCACUAAUAGCGCAUCAUUUUGCGGUUCUCUGUAGGCAUCCCAACGCUUACUUUUCCCCUCCCACUUACAUAAACCUAUACAGAGCGCGCAACACUUAAUUUAUUUUUACUACGAUAAAUAAUGCAAAAUAAAAAGAAAUUUUUACACACAACGAUAAGAGAAAGUAUGAAUAAUUUGUGAUAAUUUCAAAACACUCGGGUCAACAUCAGAUGUUCAGUUACACGAAUCAGAUCUUGGUCCACCAUUAUAAUUCAUGUAAUGUGCGUUUGCUGAAUUUGAAACAAUAAAUGAAAACUGAUUUC
This is a messenger RNA of Drosophila hydei, 6473 nucleotides long. RefSeq lists its product as uncharacterized. The transcript is spliced from 12 exons. The record is from RefSeq and is a predicted model, not a curated record. Bases 252 to 6041 code for a protein of 1929 amino acids. Gene Ontology annotation, biological process: termination of RNA polymerase II transcription. Gene Ontology annotation, cellular component: cytoplasm; mRNA cleavage factor complex. Lineage: Eukaryota; Metazoa; Arthropoda; Insecta; Diptera; Drosophilidae. Gene Ontology annotation, molecular function: mRNA binding; RNA polymerase II complex binding.